This is a messenger RNA of Lindgomyces ingoldianus, 2967 nucleotides long. RefSeq lists its product as uncharacterized. The transcript has 18 exons. The record is from RefSeq and is a predicted model, not a curated record. Lineage: Eukaryota; Fungi; Ascomycota; Dothideomycetes; Pleosporales; Lindgomycetaceae. The coding region runs from base 1 to 2967 and encodes 988 amino acids.
AUGAGUGAUAGGAAUUGCGUCGUUUUCCCUCGCCCAUCGGUUUCCGUCUCGUUUCUAAAUUUUCGUCACAACAGCAGGACUUCCUCCGCAAGCCCCGGCAUCGGCUGCUGCCCGCGGCCCUUCAGCGUUGCAGGUGGGGGAGCACACAGACACGGCAAGACGCUGCUAGGUGCUCAAUUGGGUCCUGAGAGGGCAUCCCGGAAGGAGCGGGGGGAAGCCAGGAAGCCUGCGGCGCUGACUCUCGAGUCUCUGGAGGGGGCAACGGAAACGUUGGAUGCGGGUAUCUGCCGUUUGGCACCCAGGCCUGCCACGCGAGCUCCGUGCCCCUGCCAAUCAGAUUGCUUGCUUAUCGAGCUUGACGGCGGAGAAGAAGCGUGGCUUUCUGCUUUCACAUCAGAAGAGGACGGCAGCGAGACAGGCCUGAGCCCAUUGUUCGUAGCCUCAAACGCUGUGUGCAGUACUGUGGGGACCUCGAGCGACCUGCGUAGCCAGAGUUUUGAACAAUGUGAGAGGGCAAGCAUCGCAUCUGCUACCAGCAUUCAGUACUUUGAUCAUGGCCUGCACCUCCAGGACCCUUCAACUGCACCCCGCCAGUGCCCGCCAGGCGUGGAUUUGCAGUCCCCGACUCGGGAGGCAGUCCUGGAGAGUGACAAGCACUCAGCAAGCGAAAUGAACCACACUCACAUAGCCAUACUGCCAUCGCUAUACUACAGAGAGUGGAUAGCGCGAAUAGCUGCUCGUAUUGCGGCUAUCACCAGCAGUGCGAAACCUCCCAAUGAGGACCCACUAAUUGACAUUCCUCCCGACGAAGCUCGUAGCGACAAGAGAAAUAAGAAUCGCCAAGCUUCUACUCUGUUCAAAGUGGGUCUUGAUUGCUCUCUUGGCAGUCCCUUCCCUCCUCCGGACACGGCACCAUGCCUAUUUCAGUCUUCCCCUCUUGUGAAUUCCACCCUGAGACCUGCAUCUGCAGACGAUGGAGGGAGAUGCAUCCAGGAACCCGCCUCUUCACAUCUUCAUUUACAGCAGCUAUCUAAAAUAUACGAUCUGCGCCUUCCUCACCAGGCCAGCACAGAGCAUGAGAGAUCGCCUAUCAGUUUUUAUUGCCUCCAUGCAUUUGCGGAUCGCCUUCACAGAGUCGAUGUCGGGAGCCAACUGGCAUGUUUCAAGCUUGAGGCGCUGCCCCCAUGUCCCGGCUCAAUUUGCGUGAAUUGCUUCUUCGCCAGUGUCGCCGAGAGAGCCCUUGCCAAAGAAACCUUCAUCAGUAGAAAUUGUCGGCCUUGCGAUCAGCCUCUAGAGCCAGGAGAAAAGAAGGCAACAAAACGAAACGGUGCGGCUGCAGCUGGCCACCUCGCGUCGCUCGCAACCAUCCAUCUCAAUCGGGAACCCUUUUGUUUCCUGUUCUCGGACUCCCCUGACGCAGUUCUGAUUUCUGAUGCAAGUCAUGCUGCGACGGCACGCCAAGAAAGCCUUGACAGUAAGCUUCGAGCGGCGACCCAACCCAGAUGCACAGACGUUCACACCGACUCAUGGACAGCCAAAGACUUCCCUCUUGUGUGUUCCGCCGACUCCGUGACACGAAGAGUACCUUUGUGUACUUGCGUUCGGGUGAUCUUGCAGAUUCUUGCUGCUUGCAUGCCGCCAAAGAUCGCACAGGAGGCCCGGCCUUCCAAAAACAGACUUGUUGGUGUAGUCACAAAAAGCAGCGGGCUCCAUAUCGAGAGGACCCCGCAUACAUCACAUCUCGCAUGUGUGCCUCUUAGAGACGAAACUGCCUCACAAAUGACUAUCCAGUACGGGUGGCUUCCAAGUUUGACCGCCGCACCAGCGGGUUGGAAAGCUGUGACGGGCUCCAGAAAACUCGCCUUGGGCUUCAGCACAGUUGACCCAGGUUGGCACUUACCACGGAACAUGCUAGGACCUGCUUUUGGGCAGAGACUUGUAUCUUCUGCACUCUCUCCCUCAUUCUAUGGUGCCCACCUGCUGAACGUUCAUAUCGUUGUAUUCAGUGCCUUCUAUCCUGUUAUCAUGAUCCCCGCGAGGCUUCCUGGCAAGAAUAUAUCCCGCACUCGGCUAUGUCACUUCAAGUGCUUGGGGCGAAUCUUAGAUGCCUUGGUGGUCCAGGCAUCCCAGCUCCUCUUCCUCUCCAUGAGCGUGGAGGGAUCGCCUCGUGCGGCUGAUAUCACAACUCGAAAUUCGCUGUGUGCCUUCUGUUUCUGGGGCUUCAUUUACAGCUUUGGUGGGCGAGCAGAUUUGAGUUCAAGGACAUGGGGCGACAGGCAAAUCUCGUUUCCUUCCACUUCAAGGUCCAUCCUUGGAUGCCAUGGCUUGCCCCGCAACACCUUGAUUGAAACCUCGAUCGAAACCUCAGAAGAAUCAAUCAAAGGUAGCAGUGGGGGUUGCAUUCCUCUUGCUGAUGUCCGUGACUGCUCUAUUUGGCAGCACGCAAGGGUAGUCCUCUCACAAUCUCGAGUCUCCGAACCUUUCAAAACUUCCCUUCGUCACCUCCAACCGCAAGUUUGGCCGACGACCAACACAGCCAACCGUCCGUCUGACAUCCUACAUCCGCAACCGCCAGGAUUGCUUCAAUGUUUCUUUCUUCCUCGUUAUCCCUUCUCAUGUAAGAAUUUGUGCGCUAUUACCGUCUCCUCACGAGCUGUUCUGUACUGGGUAGUUGAAUAUCUUUCAUAUAUGCCGCACAGCGGAGCGCCUGAGGCCGAAUAUCCACAAUCAGAAUCAAAAACGCAUUCGCUGAAGACGACAACGGAUAGCGCCCCUCGAAGCACAGUGCGUCCGUAUCGUUUCUCGUUUCCAGGAAUCCGCGUAUCUUCAGCCUCUCAACACUCAGCACCAAACACCUUGAUUCGGGCGAUGCGAACCAACGUGGCCAUCCUCCUGUUCCUCCAUCCGGACUUUGAACCUGACGUCUCGUCUCCGUCUGAUGUUGAGUACGGGCUCCGGUUGGGCUAA